AGACGUCGUGAAAUUGCCGCCCGAUUUAGAGUUGACGGUGGAAGUCCAUAGCCAGUUUAGACUCAAGUGUGAAAAAAGUGUUUCUCUUCGUGCAGGAUGGCGUGUAAUGGAUCCCCGGACUACCUCCCGAAAGCGUUGGAAAAAUGGAUGAAAGAAGCGAAGAUAUUCGAUGGAGAGAUAUCUCAGCUCUCUGCCAAAGCUGUGUUGAACUUUAUCAUACGAUUUCGGCGAAAGGCGCGUCUCCUUGACCUCAAGCGGAAUGCAGAUGUGCCGGAGGCCUCUGUUUGGAAAGAAAUUGUUCGAGAGCUCAAAGCUGAGAUUUACAAGGAUGUCACAUUCAACGAAGCAGCUCUGAGUGGUUCCGGUGAAGACGCUUCACAAUACAUGGCGAAGGUUAAGCUUCUGUUGGCCCUCUACUUUCUAGUGAAGACCGCUCCCCGUGGCGAUAUCUGCACAACAAGCAUCACAGCUUCCUGGACUGGUCCUGUCGCUGUUUCCUUGCAAGACAGUAUCCGAACUCUAUCGAAUGCCCGCUGCCAUGGCAUCAUAAAUGACGCAUGUUUUCAGCGGGCCAUGGAGGCGAAAAGUUUGAGGAGACCCGUUGCUCGCAUUAAUCCGCAACCACAAUCGACCGUGAAAAAAACGGCUUGCCAAGAAUGUGCGAAACUGCGUGAAGAAAUCAGCCGGAUAUCUGAGGAACUCAAAGUUUCAAAAAAUCGUCAAGCUGAGCUCACAUCGGAUGGUGAAAUCCUUCGUCGGAAGAUUUUUGAACUUACUUCGAAAGUCUCGUCACUGGAAAAUUCUGCCACCCGUUGUCAGUUACUCGAGUCCCAAUUGAAAUCCCUGGAAUUGGAAUUCGAGUCUGCGAAGAAAAGCCAUGAACUCACCUUGGAGCAAAAUCGUCUUCUCUUGACCCAGGUCUCAAGGAUUGAGCAGCAGGCAUCAGACGCCAUGUUUGGACAACAGCUCAGUGCCAUCUCAGCUACAGUCGAAGUUGCCAAAGAAACUCAGUCCGCUGUUUUAGUGGAGAAGUUGAACGAGCUGAAUAAUCAACUCGCUGCUGUCAGGCUAACGAAUGAGACUAUGCUUAAGAAUGAAUUGAAUAGCAUGCAUCAAGUCUUGGAAGCUUCGGAGAAGUCCAAGGCAGAAUUCCAGAAAGAGAGCAUCGCACUUGCUAAUGAGCUUGACGAAAUGCGGCUGAAGCUGAAGGACAGGUCUGACGAAUUAUCUCGAUUGCAUGAAGAGCUUUCUGCUACCCAAAGACAGGCUAAAUCGGCGCAGAGUGCAUUUGAACUUGCUGAAGAAGAAUGCAGUGAUAUUCGUGAAUCGUACGAGAGUAAGCUAGAGGCCCUUCAAAACUCCAUGGAGCAAACACUGGGAGAGAAACGCGACGUUGAACUCACAUGCAUGAAUCUAGAAGCGGAGAUUGCGGAAUUACAAACCCAGUACGCCAUUUUAUCAGACAGCCAGCAGUCAUUGGAAGACAGCAUACCCACCCUGCAGAAUGCCAUUACUGAACUGCGGACAGAAUUAGCCGAGAAGAAUAAAUUGAUUGCUGGAAAAUUGGCGGAAUGUGCUGACCAUGCUGCGUUGAUGGAAGAGCUCACGCAUAAGUGCGAAGCGUCGGAGCAGCAGGUUGCCGAGCUCUUUGGUAACUUGGCUGUCGUGAAUCGAAAAAAUGAAGAUCUUGCUGAAGAAUUGGAGAGAAGUCAGAAAACAGCGCAAGAUCUCAUGUUGAGCAUGGUGGAUUUCGAAAAUAAAUCUGAAGAGUUUGAUCUUCUUGGAGUAGAACUGGAGAAGCUUCAGUCGCUGAAUCAUUCGCUGGCCGAGAAAUUGCAGGAAAAGGAGCAACAAAAGACUGCCAUUUUAGAAGAACUUGACACUGCUGUGGAAAACGCUUCAGAGAAUGAAAGAACUGCGAUAUUUUUGCGUGCUAAAAACGAAGAACUGGAGGAAGAAGUUGCCAAUCUGAAGACAAAUCUUGCAGCCCUUGAGGACGGCAAUAUGUCUUUGACUGAGGCAGUGAACCGUCUGCAAAAAAGCCUACAAUGUCAGAUGAAUAAUGAAAGCUUGAAUGAGGAACUCAAGCAGAAGAUUGCAAAUUUGGAGAGAGACCUUUCUGCUGCUCAGGAUGCUAAGCACAUGGAACUUAUGAUUGUGAUUCAAGAGAGAGAGUCACAACUGCAGAUGAUGCAGCAAAGCAUGAACGAAAGUUUUACAGUAAGCGAACAGCAUAAUAGGGCUACUGUAGAAGCUCUCAAGUCACAAAUACGUGAGCACAACAAUGUUUGCCAUGAACUGAAGCAAGCCCGAGUUGAAUUGGCGUAUUUGAGUGAGGAGUUGAGGCGUGAAAGACAGAGGAAUGGUUCGCAAUUGACUGGAUUCAAACGCCAACCGCGACGUUCGAAGUCUUCUACUGACAUUACCUUCGACGACUUUGAUGGGUCUUUCCAACAUGCCACAUCACGGGACAGGAUAGACGAAAUAAAGAGAAGGAAUUCAAUGUAUCCGCAACAUCUCAGGUCAUGUUAUCCAUUGGAUGAAACUUUGCAGCAAGAGCGUGAAAAUUCAAUCCGGGGUUUCGAAGAGUAUAAGUUGCAGAGUUUGACGUCAAGCGCUGUCAGAGGUCCCAGGGAAACAUUCGUAUCUGUGACGAACACUUCGUUUUUGAAGGAUGAGAUUAGGUGUCUCGAUGCAGUUUUCUCCGCCGAAGAGGGUCCGCAAUCAGAACAAGGGCUCAAACAAGGAGAACAUGUGCUGAAGCUUUUUCGGUCUGCAUCAGAUGGCGAGAAUGUGAAGGGCUGUUCUUUCGCGAUGACGAUGAAAAUGGAUAGUGACGUUCCGAGUGCAACUGUUCCGGAUUUAAAUUCGGUUGACAUUGAAAUUGAUCUGAACCCUGCGAAACUCAAUAUCGAUGAUCCCAUCGUCCUUCUGCGCAAGCAUCCUACGAAAGUUGAGAAAUUGGAGCUACCAAGCGCUCCAGUCUUCAGGCCACCGGAUCCAAAAUUCUCUGUGGUAAAAGACUACCACAUUCAGGAUGCCCCAGAUCUUACUACCGAGUACUUGAGUGCGGACUUGAGUGAAAGCACAGAAAUCGGAACUCGAGUAGAGUACGACUUCGACGAAGAAGAUGCGGUAUGGCUGCGUCUGGUCAAUGAACGGCGUCGUGUAGAUGGUCUUCAUGCUGUGUCGAUUGACGACGUGGAGUAUCUGAUCGACAGACUGGAGAAAGAGUCGUUCAUAAUCGCAUGUCGACAAGCAGCGGAUUCCCUGAAGAAUGCGGAAAAUGACCUUCUUUGUUGUAUUUGCAAUGAUGGGGAAUGCCAGACAGGAAACGCGAUCUUGUAUUGCAAGAAGUGUCAAAUAUCAGUCCAUCAAGGAUGCUACGGAGUUCCUUCGAUUCCAGAAGGAACAUGGCUCUGUCAGCGUUGUGUACAGACUCCACCUGUGACCUCGAGGUGUUGUUUAUGCCCGAGUUCAUCUGGUGCAUUCAAGCGUACCUCCGAUGACCGAUGGGUGCACGUAAUAUGCGCCCUUUGGGUCCCUGAAGUUUCGUUUGGUAACGCUGUAUUUUUGGAGCCAGUUGAAGAUAUAGAAACUAUUCCAGCGUCGCGCUGGACUUUGACGUGCUCCUUGUGUCGGAAGAAAGAUGCGAACUUGCAUAUGAAAAUGGAGACGGUGAAAGAAGCAAGCCCGAGUGGACGGGGCGGUGUCAAGAAAGUUGUGAAGUGUGGUGCUCAUGGGCCUCCUGGCCCUCGUCCGCAUGCAUCUUGGGCCAAGUCGCCGCCGAAAUUUAACCCGUCGUUACCAGAAGCUCUGAUAGCGGAAAUUGCUGCUGGGGUGAUAGUGAAACGCAAGAAACCUUUUGUAAAGCAGUUGGUUGCGUACUGGAUAUUGAAGCGUCAAGAGCGCAACUGGGCUCCUUUGAUUGAGAGGCUUCAAACUAUUCCUAUGGAUGUUGUCCUUGCCACGUCGGGGAGGACGAGUGCGUGUUCUUCUGGCAUUCGAAGGGAAGUGGAUUCUGCUGCAGAUUCAAUUGAUGAAUAUUCAUUCGUCGAUGAUGUGUCGGAAUGCUCCAGCCCCACGCCGCUUCGACGCGUGAACACUAAUUUGAAGAAAGAAGUGUUGAUUCCAAAACAGACGAACGUGUUCAUGGAUCUCGAGAACAAAGAACAUCCUCGGGGGGUCACAGGAGCCAUACGGCUGGCUCCGCAGCAAGCUAGCAUCAGGAGUUCGGACUCGCUGCUUGGAAUCACCAACGGGGAUGUUGCGAUGAAACCUCACGUGGACCCUAAGAAAAGCCCGAUGACAUUGCAUGAGCACAAAAUCGUUUCCGAAGGAUUGUUACGCACGGCUCCUGGAUUUGAGGAUUCCAUGAAGAGCCAAACAAACGUGAAUGAGCGAUCAAAGCGGACGAUCAAACCGAAAAAGGUUUGGGAGCCUGAUUGUGAAAAGCGUGUCCAACGGACGACCCCGAAGAAACGUAACAGUUCUCAGGGCUUGAAUGGUGCUGGCCCUUUGUCAACUUCGAAACCCGCACCCAACAGUCAAUUGUUGGAAAAUGUCACACCUCCUGCAAAAAGCUUUUUGCAGUAUCGCAACUCCGAGUUUGCCGAAGUGGGAUCCGAUGACGAGGCCAGUGCAAAAAAGCCUGCGAGUCCCGGUAUUUUGUCUGGCGUGGAGUCUUCUUCGACGUCAUCUUCCUCAUCAUCUUCUUCAUCGUCACUCUCGUCGGACGAAUCUGAUGCGGAUGUUGCACCGGAAAGUCAACCUCAGCGUCGGAAAAAGGUUUCACCACCGCGAACAGAUUCAAGGUUCCAACCCCUGGAUCUGGUGUGGGCCAAGUGCCGCGGAUACCCGUGGUACCCAGCGCUCGUGAUUGAUCCUGCUAUGCCGAGGAACGGGUUCCAGCAGAAUGGGGUCCCCAUUCCCGUUCCCCCUGAAGAUGUUCUCCUUCUGAAGAAACGAUUCCCGGAUCGUGAAUACUUGGUGCUGUUUUUUGACAACCGGCGUAAUUGGCAGUGGCUGGCGAAGGACAAACUGGAUCCACUUGGAGUGAACUCGGCGUUUGACCAAGCCAAACUGAUCGAGUCAAAAAAGCCCACCGAUCGGAAAGCGGUGAAGAAGGCGUAUGAGCGAGCGGUGGUCCAUUACGCCAAAGUGAUGUCCGAGAAAGAUAUCCUAAGUGGCGUUGAUCUUGACAGUCUGAGCAAUUUUUCUGGUCUAUCUGAUGAGGUGUCCGUUUGCACCAUGCCGCCGAAGAAAGGUCGUGGUGGAAAAAAACAAGAUUUCAGGUCACGUCUGAUGCAGCAAUAUGACUUCAAUCCACAGAAACCGAUUGCUAUGCGCGGUUCAUCUCUUGGCCAUGUCAGAUGUGCGGAUGCAUCUCCACAAGCAUCGACUUCUGCGCAACCCGUGCUUGCAAUCCCAAACACGGAAAUAGAAAGAGUUCAUGGAGAACCUAGUGGAAAGGAUCGUGUGGAAUCUGUGAGCGAAGUUUCGAGAGGUUCCGGAGAACCGGCAUGGAAAGCUGCAAAACCGAGUGGAAAAGCAACUCGGUGCGUCGUUGACCCAAAUUUGCCCAUAACAGAACUCUUCAGGGCCUUUGUUAGUUCCUACCGUGCCAUCUUCAUGAAUAAGAAGAGGAAUAAAGUGGUGGAUACGUGUAUGUCUGCCGAGGAGCUAGAAAUUCUAGAAAACUGGAGGUCUUCCUGCUAUGCUCCACAGACAGAGAGAGGGAAGCUGGCGAAGUUGGCGAAAAGUAAAACCAACUUUGAGAUGAUCAAGUCACUUGUGUCUAAUAUGGACGCGAGCCUUCCUCACAGGCACCAUUCAAAAAGUGAUAAUGUUCAAGGAACUGUAAUUGACCAGUUGAUUGACUUCAAGUACAUGGCGAGCCAGUUUAUAGUGCGAAUCGAAAAUUAUCUCGCUGAACAAGAGAAGGAGAAAGUGGCUAUUGAAGUUUUGCUGGAUGAUGACGACUCAGAUGACGAAAGGAAAGAUCAAGGGAGUGCAUCGACAAGUUUGCAGAUUGUUAAUGUUGCUUCCAUGUCCAAACUUCCUGAGGAAUCUGUGGAAGAGCGAGGCAAGGAGUUGCCAGUUGCUGGAGGAGCUAGCGAAGAUGGUCCAUUUACUGGAGGAGCUAGCGUAGAUGGUCCAUUUGGUGGAGGAGCUAGCGAAGAUGGGCCAGUUGUCGAAGGAGCUGGCGAACAUGGUCCAUUUGCUGGAGGAGCUAGCGAAGAUGGUCCAUUUACUGGGGGAGCUAGCGAAGAUAGUCCAUUUGCUGGAGGAGUUAGCGAAGGUGGGCCAGUUUUCGGAGGAGCUGGCGAAGAUGGUCCAUUUGGUGGAGGAGCUAGCGAAGAUGGGCCAGUUGGAGGAGGAGCUGGCGAAGAUAUUCCAGCUGCUGAUGAUAACGAAUAUGUUUCUGAGGUUGAUGAUGCUGACGUCGAAGCAUAUGUGGCAGAUGUUGAUGUUAACCUUGANGGAGGAGCUGGCGAAGAUGGACCAGUUGGAGGAGGAGCUGGCGAAGAUAUUCCAGCUGCUGAUGAUAACGAAUAUGUUUCUGAGGUUGAUGAUGCUGACGUCGAAGCAUAUGUGGCAGAUGUUGAUGUUAACCUUGAUGUGGUUCAAGCUGAAGUUGUUGAAAACGAAACCAGUUCUGAGGCAAUGGAUGACCAGCAUAUUGACCCGCCAACUGCAGAAAUGGAACCAGAUGAAUCUCUUUUGGAGGAAAUUCAGCGGAAUGAAGCAUGUGUGCACUGUCCGGAAUUGAUUGAAGAAUUCAUGAUUGAGUACACAAGGAUUGGGAUGCCUCCAUCAUUCAUGAUGACUGUGUACUGGGUCCAAGAAUUCUUCUUCAGGAAGUUCGGAUUUUUCUUGAGACAGGAUUACGCAAAUAAAUUCAAAGCGAAGGCCCAUGUCCUCUUCAGGGAAAGAUGUUAUCCGGAUUACAAGGGCAAGAUCUCUCAAAUCUGAAAUGUUCAAGUUUUGCUGAUGGAACUGUUUUCGAUGUGAUGCCGAGAAAUGAAUUUUUUAGUGUUCAA
This is a messenger RNA of Notodromas monacha, 7043 nucleotides long. NCBI's taxonomy places the organism in Eukaryota, Metazoa, Arthropoda, Ostracoda, Podocopida, Cyprididae. The record is from the annotation of a GenBank genome assembly.